Cataglyphis hispanica is the source of this 6091-nucleotide messenger RNA. RefSeq names its product cyclin-dependent kinase 12 (gene Cdk12). The record is from RefSeq and is a predicted model, not a curated record. The transcript is spliced from 9 exons. Gene Ontology annotation, biological process: transcription elongation by RNA polymerase II; protein phosphorylation; positive regulation of transcription elongation by RNA polymerase II. The coding region runs from base 364 to 4236 and encodes 1290 amino acids. Gene Ontology annotation, cellular component: cyclin/CDK positive transcription elongation factor complex; nucleus. Lineage: Eukaryota; Metazoa; Arthropoda; Insecta; Hymenoptera; Formicidae. Gene Ontology annotation, molecular function: cyclin-dependent protein serine/threonine kinase activity; cyclin binding; ATP binding.
UCACGUCGAUAUGACGUGCCAAAUGGUAAAUGGCUUCCACUCGGUCGAGCUAGGAUUUUAUGAUCGAGCCGAAAUCCAAUCCAAAGAAAAUACAUGCGAUAUGAUGCGAUCGGCCGCCGGAAUCAUAAAAAUAUGAUCGCCUGAGCGCCAUACGAUCGCGAUAGAGAUUAAUUUUUGGCCAAAACGCACCGGUCGUCCGCGAAUUAUGUGCUGAAAUUGCUACGUGCGAGGAACGGCAACUACGACGAGAACGGGACGACCGUUACGCGCUCACGUCGAUCCUACUGGUGCUGUUUUCGGGCCUGAUGCGAAGGACAACGAGGCUCGCCACGACGUUGCAGGAUAUAUAUCGCACUAGGUGACAUGCCCAGCACUCGUGAUAUUGAACGGGCCGAACGUAAUGGGAGAUUUCGCUCGCGAAGAAGAGGCAGCACGAGCAGCGACGUGAAUCGACAUAGCUUUGAUGGUGCUGAUAAGCGACACAGACGACAUGGAAAGAGCAAGAAUUCUGGAAAGAAGAAGAAGAAACGUUCACGAGACAAGUCAUUAGAGAACGUGCCGACUGUAGCUUCAUCGGUCGUUAAACCGUUGGUCGAGUAUUCCGAUGUAAGUAGCGAGGAUCUUUCGGAGCCGGAAGCGGGAGAGAUACAAUCAGAAGAUAGUCGCGCCAAUAGCUAUACGGAUGGGGAAGUACCUGAAUCGCUCCUUCAAAGGCGGUAUUAUGGCGGUAGCCCAGUACCUCGUACUCUCGGAGCUUCGCCCAUCAGCCUGUCGCCCUCACCACCAGUUCAACAUCGACACUCCAUCAGCAGGCGUUACUCCUCGCCGAACGAGCAACAGCAGCCGACGACGAUGCACGGUGCAACGACGCCGGAAUACGAGGAAGAAUCAAGACGGUACGCUCGACGGAAGGAAAAGAAGCAUAAACGCGAAAAAAAGAAGAAGAGAAGUCUGAGUCCCUUAUCGAAUUCGGGAAAGAAGAAGAAGAGGAAAUCCAAGAGACAUUCCGACAGCGUAAGCCCUCAUCACGUUGUUGUCGAGGACAUUAUUCUGAGCCCGGAUCGUGAAAAGCAACCAUCAGUCGCCGCCGGCACCACAAAUUGGUCGGAAUCGCCGCCGUUGCCGUUGAAGGAUAGCACAUCGCCGAUCUCGCCAGCGACGCCACAGGAGCACAGGUGUCCCAGUGACGACGUGGAACUGGAGAUGUCAAGGCAGACAUCUCGAAACGUGACCCCACCAUCUCUUCUACCGACACGGCAGACGGAAUCACCGCACACGCCACUACUGCCUCCGCGUGCCACGACGCCGGAAAACUUGAAUAAGGUCAUGUCCGCCGUGCCGAAACACAGUAGUCCCGAUCGACAGAAACGCAGUCCCAGUAUUCACGUGAUGCGGCGUACUAGUAUGAGUCCUGCACCCAUCGGUUCGAACCGCAGAAGACCGCAUAGCCCGAGCCCACCAUCGAGACGCAGAGAUCACAGUCCGCCGCCGCGAAGAAGAGACUUCAGUCCUACUCCGGUACUUCAUAGACUCAGGCAUAGCCCGAGUCCUACCACAAUCAGACGACGAGAAUUUAGUCCAAGCCCCGUCACAGGCAGUCACAGGCGCAGAACGGACAGUGUCAGUUCUCCUAAGCGCAGAAGACGAGACGAGUCUGAUAGACGCCAUCGACAUCACGACAAAGAUAGGCGGGACAAGCGGAAGUCAAGAUCGACUAGAAGUCCCACCGGAAGCAGAUUACAUCUGCCUCUAUCUCGAUCACGGUCCCGCAGUCCGCAAGGAAGAUGGCGAAAGCUGUCUCGUUCGAGAUCGCGUUCACGCAGGAGGAGUCGCACUCCGAAGAAAUCACGCUCGCCUAGCAAGUCUCACAAAUUGCUAAGAAAACAUAAAUCGAAAAGCCCGCGUCCUCGAAUACCUUCUCCUUCCCCUCAUAGAUCGCGAGCUAGGAGUCCGUCGAGCAUCACUGCUCGAAAUCUCCGAGUGCAAGCAAAGAUUAGCGAGACUAGUCUGUUUGCAGAACUCGUAAAAGAUCGAAACAUGAGAGAGUUGGCGUACAAAAAGUUGCAGGCCGCAAAGGAAAAGGCCGUGAAUCAGGACGAGGUGCAGAUUAUAGAAGGCACCGACGAGAGGGAUGAUUGCGGCGGCAACGUAUCCUCCGAGAAUAAAACUUCUAUUGACAAUAAGGACAGACUUAUAAAUCACAAAGAGCAGCAAGCAAGGGCUUCAGAGAGCACGGUUGACGUUGUCGACAUUCCCGUUCCGACGAUGAGCGAUGACGGCGCUCUAGUGGGUAAAACACCACCGUUGCCACCCAUCGGUCAAUCGAUCGCAGUUGCAUCUAAUUCGACGUCUGCGGUGGCGAACCCGCUUGCUCCUCACGCAAUUAUACAUACCUCACCCAACCCAUCAUCAUCAUCAUCAUCGAUGCCAUCCAAUAAUUGUCCGAUCACUAUGUCGCACAGUCCGAAUUUUCCCGCUCCCGCUCCAGGUGUACAACCACCACUACCGCCCCCACCACCAUUGCCGCAAUCCGCCGAUAUCGCAUCGACAGUUUUACCGCAAGUAUCUACGCCUGUCGUGCCCAUGUCGGUGCCGCCAAUUCCAUCGGCGCCGAUUCUACCCAAUAUGUCUGUUCCACCGCCACCCAUUCCGCCCAUUCCCGUUCCGGCACCUAACACAAUCAUGUCCAAGUUCAAUCCACAUAACAAUCUUGUACCAUUGAAAUCGGUGGAUCCUCCCAAGCCUCCCAUAGUAACGUUUACAACCAAAAGCCUGAAGAGAUUACCAUUGCCACCCGGCAUUAACCAGAACGAUUUGGAGAGCAUAGAUUCGCCUCCAAGUCGUUCUCCAACCCCUCCUAGCAAAACGCAAUCCAAAUUUUCGACAGCAACGACGCCAAAACCACCGCAGAAAAAGAGCAUCAAGGAUUUGCCGAUGCCACCAGUCGUACCUGGAUCGGAAGAUUUGAGCGGCGAAGAUGAUCCGAAUGCGACGCCGCCGCGUUUGAAAGUCGAACGAAUAGCGCCAAAACCCAAGCUGAAGAGACCGAAAAUAUUAAAGCGCAGAGGAUCGCGAAAUUGUCACGCUCCCAUGUCAGCUUCUGGCGGCAAAGAUUGGGGCGAACGAUGCGUUGACGUGUUCGAGUUUAUAGCGCAAAUCGGAGAAGGUACUUACGGACAAGUGUACAAAGCGCGAGACAAACGAGCCGGCGUGCUAGUAGCCUUGAAAAAGGUUCGCCUUGAAAACGAGAAGGAGGGCUUCCCCGUCACGGCGGUCAGAGAAAUAAAGAUUCUGCGGCAGCUGAACCACAAAAAUAUUGUUAAUCUUAGGGAAAUAGUUACCGAUAAGCAAGACGCGCUGGACUUCCGGAAGGACAAAGGUUCCUUUUAUUUAGUUUUUGAAUACAUGGAUCAUGAUUUAAUGGGCCUACUGGAAUCCGGCAUGGUGGAUUUUAAUGAGAUGAAUAACGCGAGUAUUAUGAAGCAAUUACUAGAUGGCUUGAAUUAUUGUCAUAGUAAAAAUUUUCUGCAUCGAGAUAUUAAAUGUUCGAACAUAUUGAUGAAUAAUAAGGGCGAAGUUAAGUUGGCCGACUUUGGUUUGGCACGACUAUACAAUGCAGAGGACAGACAGAGGCCAUACACCAAUAAAGUCAUCACUUUGUGGUAUAGACCUCCCGAACUUUUGCUAGGGGAGGAACGUUAUGGGCCCGCAAUUGACGUGUGGAGUUGUGGAUGCAUCUUGGGAGAACUAUUUUCGAAGAAACCGUUAUUCCAGGCCAAUGUAGAUUUGAUGCAGUUGGAAAUGAUUUCAAGAGUUUGUGGAACGCCCACUCCUGCUGUUUGGCCUUCUGUGAUAAAAUUGCCGCAUUGGCAUACACUUAAGCCAAAAAAACAGCAUAGAAGACGUCUGAGAGAGGAUUUCGCGUUUAUGCCAGGGCCAGCCUUGGAUCUUCUCGAUAAGAUGUUGGAAUUAGAUCCCGAGAAGCGAAUAACGGCAGCUGAUGCGCUCAAGAGCGCUUGGCUGAAAAAUGUUCAGCCCGAACAGAUGCCAGCACCGCAGCUUCCAACUUGGCAAGAUUGUCAUGAACUCUGGAGUAAAAAGCGGAAACGCUUGUUAAGGGAACAGCAAGAAAGUGCUGCGGCGAAGAUGCCUCUCCUUCCCUUCCCGAAUAAAGGAGGUUCCCACAAGGACGAUCUAUCAGAUGUUGGAGGUCGUUCGAAACGACGAUGGCAAUAGCGCAGAACAAUGGAAAAUAGAGAAGCACGAAACUGUCGUUCUCUGUUCGUGCUGCUUCGCUCUGCAGAAAAUGUUUAUUGUUUAUAAACGAUUUGAUUUUAUAGACUGCCUGUGUGACAUAUUUAAAUACGAAAAAUUUUCCAGCGAUAAUAACUUAUCACUAAGAAAUAUGUUAUAUUGUUUAACCCUUUGGCUGCUUGCACGUCAAACUGCUUUUUCUUAAGAUUUCAAACAAAUGGAAUAUGACUUUAUAUUAUUUUCGCAGCCAUUAGUAAAGAACGAUACGCCAAAGUCAAUUGAUUAAUUAUUUAAAAUUUUGAUUGUUUGCACUAUUGCAAAAAAUUCUAUAAACUUCAGCUAUAAAAUAUUAGCUUGCAUUUGUAGUUAAAGGGUUAAUUAUUUGCCUCACUUCCCUGUUCUCAUGUGUGAAACUAUUGGAAAUAAUUACAAUGAGAAUGACUGUUAUAAUUAUAUUAUCAUAGCUGAUCUAUAAUUUCUCAUAUAAUCGCCACUAAUAUGGUACAAACAUCUAUCUAUAUGAGAGAAAAGUAUAUAUCCUGAUAAUCACUGUGAUUCAGUCUACCAUUCGAUUCUAAGAAUAAUUGUAAAAAUUAAGUUAUCACAGUUUGCAGCUAUAAUUUAAUUAAUAUACAUGUACAUACCCAUCAAUAUAUUGUACAAGAAGAAAGAUAUAUACAUAUAUAUGUAUGUAUGUAUAUGUAUAUAUAUAUAUAUAUAUAUAUAUAUACAUAUAUGAAUAUAGAAUAUAUCUGCAUGCUGCGAAAAAAACGAUGCACGCACUAAUAUAUAAUAUAUCAAAAUGAAAUUAUUUGUAUAAUUUGUGCGCACGUGCAUAUAGAUGUAGAUUCUCUUGCAGAGAGAUUUGUUUAACAUCUCUAUGUUAAUAUAUAUAAAUAUUUAUAAUGCAUUUUAUAUUCAACCAAAAAUGGUAGAAAGUAUGGUUGAAACAAAUAAUUAUUCGAUUGUAAAUAAAUACGGAAAUCACGUUCUCAAUGCGUGAUUUCUCUCUUUUUCUCUCUUUUUUAUUGUUACUUUUCAUAAGAAACUAUCCAAUUUAUACCUAUAGGUAGAGGAUAAAUCGACGACCUGCGCAAAUAAACGAGCUCCAAGCCGAGCUCUAUAAUGUAAAUAUAGGCAAUGUACAGGUACAAAGGAAAUAUGCUGUAGGAAGACGAAGAGGAUGAGAAUACGAGGAGAUGAAGACUAAAUGUAUAAUGAAUGAAUGAGUCGCAUGAAGAUAUUAACUUUAAUUCCGUUAAUGUAUAAUUUUAUUUAUAUUUGAUCCAAUUUAUUCAAGCAUUCAUGGCAUAUUAUAUUUUAGUCAUCCCCCUAGUAACUGUAUUACAGUUUAGUGAUUCGUAUUAUAGAUAGUUACGCGAUAUGAAUUUCAAUAUACGAAUGAUGAAUCAUUGUGUACAUUAUUAUUUACGCUAUCUUUUCUUUUUUUUUUUUUCUUUUUUUUUGCGUUAUGUUAAGUGAUACUAAUUUUAGAAUGAAAUUUAGUCUUUGGAUGUUUUCUAAUGUAAUAGCAAUGUAAAAAAAGUGUAAUAUAAGACGUCCAAAGACAUUUGCCUAAAUAUCUCUAUGGGCAAUUAUUCUACUGAAUCUUUAAUGUGAUUAAAACAUUUUAUUAUUUAAUUCUUUAGUUCCAAUGUGCUUUAUUUUUGUGCUCGAAUUAGGUAAUAAUACUUUUCCAAAGAAACAAUCCAAUGCAAGCAGUAUAUACUUGCAGGCAAUUAUCUUGGACGAUGCUUAUUUAUCAGCGUUUACUGUUUGAUCUAUACAUGUAUAAGAAUCACAAAAUAUAUGUUAUUAUUUCUACUUGUUCCACAAA